Molecule: messenger RNA, 504 nt
Organism: Protopolystoma xenopodis
Lineage: Eukaryota; Metazoa; Platyhelminthes; Monogenea; Polystomatidea; Polystomatidae
Source: the annotation of a GenBank genome assembly
AUGGGAGCUUUAAAACGCCGAUUAUUCUCCACACUUGGCGUCCCUGUAGGCGGUUGUCUGUCGGGGUCAGAGCCAGCUUUUUCAGUGGCCAUCAGUCUGUCUCGAUCAUUGGACGAUAGAGAAAGUCGAGUCUCGCGUUUUCUUCGGCCCAACGACUAUCGGAAGGUAUUGAUCUUUGUCGCCCAGGCGACAGUUUCUAUACGGCAGGUAGGCGAGGGUCUGUCUCCUCUUCCCCCAUCUCGAUGCCUGCUAUUGGCUGGGAGUAAGUCUGUCUGUACAUGUCGGUCGCUGUCUUCCAGUCGCCUUCCCGCAGCAUCUCCGUUUCCCACCUUGUGCUCAGGCAGCCCGGCUCCAUGGAUGAUCGAGCCUGUGCACCCUGUAGGGCCGGAUCUCUCGGUAAUCCGGCCACCGUCAACCGUCCCACCACGUAUGCAGGUGCAUGUGCAUGUGCAUGUGCAUGUGAAUGUGCAGAUAAAUGUGCAUGGUGACCUGAAACGGGAGUGA